This is a messenger RNA of Daphnia magna, 917 nucleotides long. RefSeq names its product cold shock domain-containing protein CG9705. Bases 166 to 630 code for a protein of 154 amino acids. Gene Ontology annotation, molecular function: mRNA 3'-UTR binding. Lineage: Eukaryota; Metazoa; Arthropoda; Branchiopoda; Diplostraca; Daphniidae. Gene Ontology annotation, biological process: regulation of mRNA stability. Gene Ontology annotation, cellular component: cytoplasm. The transcript has 4 exons. The record is from RefSeq and is a predicted model, not a curated record.
AAUGAAAGUUUCAAACACCAUCUAGUGAGCAGAUACGGCAAUUCACUGGAAUAAUAAAAGAAUUCAUCGAUAUCUUGUCAUCUUUUUCCCACCGUCGUUUUGUUCGCGUUUGAUAGCGUGCUGUUAUUGUCCAGUUAGUUCGGUUAGCUUUUUUAUGCUUUGAAUAUGUCUCUGCCCAAAGAAAUACUGUCCCCCGCCCGGUCUCCGAAUGCUUCUUUGGGGUCGAUUAGUGAAUCACCAUCAAGAAGUUCCUUAAUUCCGAAUCCUAUCAUCACUAAAAGGACAAGAACCUUAUCCAUGCUUGAGCUGGCAUUGGAACACCCAGUUGAACAUGGUGUAAUCAAAAGUUUUUGCAGAGUAAAGGGCCAUGGUUUCAUCAAGAAAGAUGAUGGCGAUGAUAUAUUUGUCCAUGUUUCAGACAUUGAUGGAGAAUAUGUCCCACGAGUUGGGGAUGAAGUAUCUUUUCGGAAACUACAAAUUCCACCUAAAAUGGAAAAAUACCAGGCUGUUCAUGUUCAAAUAACAAACUUCACUCCUGAAGUUCAUCAGCGCUGGACAUCACCACUAACACCAGAGGAAGGACGUGAGGGUUCUAGGCCUGGUUCCCCAACAUCAAACAAGACAAAUUAGAUUAAGACCAUUGCUGAUUGACUUUCUGGCAAUUUCAGAUUUCCAUUACCUUCCAGACUUCCCUUAUUUUGGAACUGAAUGUCAUAGUUUGUUCACACUAUCAUAUUCCUAUAACAUCACAUUAAGGUGGAUCUCUGUUUACCAUGGGAAAUCUUUCCAAGUAGUUAACUAAUAUAACCUUAACUAUUUGGGUGUUUCUUUAUAAGACUAGCAAGGCGUGUAAUUUUGUUUGGAAUCGUUAAUGCAGAAGUCGUUAUUGAAUCAUUAUUACAGUCAUUCCAGCUUAA